Messenger RNA from Helianthus annuus (common sunflower), 3045 nucleotides. RefSeq lists its product as uncharacterized. The record is from RefSeq and is a predicted model, not a curated record. The coding region runs from base 1 to 3045 and encodes 1014 amino acids. Lineage: Eukaryota; Viridiplantae; Streptophyta; Magnoliopsida; Asterales; Asteraceae. The transcript is spliced from 7 exons.
AUGAAUGCAACUAACUUUGGUUCAAGUUCUUAUGCGUGGUCUGUUGGAACACUAUCCGCUAAGACUGUAUACUUCAUAGUUUCAAAAUCUUGGUGGGUAAUUGGAAAGAAGUUUAUAGUUGCUUUUGAUGUUUUAUCUGAAACAUUCAAACUUGUUAAUUUUCCUUUGAGUAAAGAUCUUAUUCCUAGCCAAGGGCAUCUUAUCACAUUAAACCGGAAGAUUCACGUGUUUGUUGUUUCCGAAACUGAAGAGCUUAUUGUUGAACUCUUCAAACUCGAAGGUGAAGUAUGGCAUAAGGUUUUAUCUUUUCAGAAUUCUCAAACCGUUUCUUUCCAAAGUAGGCGGCACCAACCACAUAUAAUGCAUUACAACACAUGGAUUUUAAUGAGUGAAUGGGGACAUAUGGUUACCGUUAAACUAACAUGCGAAGAGUUGCAUUAUUUACAAGAUGUUGAUACGUUUAACGGAGUUAACGGAGCGUUAUUCAUAGAGUCUAUUAUUUCAAUGCCUAAACGACCAAAGGCUGACUCCGUAUACAAUGACAUUGAUAAAGAAAACACUCAGGAUGUUGUCCUCCCAAUUGUUACUCAAGACGAGGCAUCUCAUAGAAGGAAAUUAAGGAAAUUAUACUUGGAUAAUAAGAGAUCAAAUGGAGGAACUACAUCGUCAUCCCUCAAUAUUGUAUCCACCAAUAUUAAUUCCACUUCCAGUUCGUGUGUCACAUCAACCACACGCACAUCAUCUUUGAAUUGUAAUUAUCCAAGGCUAUCAUCCGGAAAACAUAAGUUGGUAAGCAAACCACGUAUUUCAUCUCCUAUACCAAUGAUCGAUUUGACCACAGAGGAAACCGUACAACGAGAUCCUUAUAAAGGUGUUUCUACAGAUUAUUUGAAUCAUGGUGAUCAAGUUAUUACUUGUGAAGUUUGUUAUGCAAAGUUAUGGGAUGCAGAGAAAGGAAGUGGAAGAAAAGAGGGUGGCAAAAUAUGUCAUAUGUUAUGUUGUGGUUAUGCCAAAGUUGUGUUACCUGAUUAUAAAUCUGCGACACCUUAUUAUAAAAGUCUAUUCAUGUCCAAUGAUAACGAAAGCAGGCAGUUUUUGAAGAACAUUCGAUGUUACAAUUCUAUGUUUGCGUUUACGUCAAUGGGUGGUAAGGUUGACCACACCGUUAAUACUGGUAAUGCUCCUUUUUGCUACAGAAUUAGUGGUGAAAAUUAUCAUGCUAUUGGUAGUCUUGUGCCAGAAAACGGAGGGAAACCUAAAUUUUGUCAGUUAUACUUAUACGAUACUGAAAAUGAUUUGGCAAACAGGUGUUCAGACGAUGCUUCCUCAUCAACUUCUUCAGACGAAACUGAUAAUAAGCUGAUACAACAAAUCAAAGAAAUGUUGGAUGCCAACAAUGUGCUUGUGAAAAUUUAUAGGAUGGUUAGAGAUUGCUUCCAACAGAAUCCUAAUACUACUUUAAAGCUUCGCCUUAUUGGGAAAAGAGAACAAGAUGGUCGGACUUGUAACUUACCUACUUCCUCCGAGGUUGCCGCUCUUAUUGUUGGAGAUAUUGAUAACGCUCUUGAGAAUAGAGAUAUCGUUGUCGAGACACAAACAGGUUCAUUAAAAAGAAUAAGUGAGUUGCAUCCUUCCUAUCUUGCACUUCAGUAUCCUAUUUUGUUCCCAUAUGGAGACGACGGUUACAGAAUUGACAUACCCCAUAGGGGUGUCAUUGAUGUUACUAACAAGAAACGUCCGAAUUGUACAAUGAGAGAGUUCUUUGCGUAUCGUGUACAAGAUCGUACUAACCACUUUUCAUUGAUUCUAAAUUCUCGACGGUUAUUCCAACAGUUCUUGGUUGAUGCUUAUACGAUGAUUGAGACCGAGCGACUUAACUUUAUAAGAUUUCAGCAACAUGAUCUCAGGUCUGAUACAUACGAGAGUAUCCGCAAACUAAGAUAUAACGGCCAACAAGAUUUGUCUAAGGUUAGAAAACGUAUUUUCCUUCCAUCUUCGUUUACAGGCGGGUCACGAUAUAUGAUGCAAAACUAUCUAGACGCUAUGGCUAUUUGUAAAUGGUAUGGUUGUCCAGACUUUUUUAUAACCAUUACCUGCAAUCCUAAGUGGCCGGAGGUUCAAAGGUUUCUUAAGGACACAAAUCUUAAUCCGGAGGAUAGGCCUGAUAUUUUAUCGCGAAUAUUUAAAAUAAAGUUGGAUGUAAUUUGUAAAGAUUUCAAAGACCGUUAUUUGUUUGGAAAAGCUUCAGCUGUUGUUUACACUAUUGAGUUUCAGAAGCGAGGAUUGCCUCAUGCGCAUAUGUGCUUAUUCAUGGAGAAUGAUUACAAACUUCCAACUGUAGACCAUGUUGAUCAGUUUAUUUCAGCAGAAAUCCCUGAUAUAAACCAAGACCCGGAACUAUAUACGCUUGUGAAAGACCAUAUGAUUCACGGUCCAUGUGGGCCGGAUAGAGCAACAGUUGCUGUGGUUCCGAGCAAUAAUGGAAACGAGCAAGCAGAAAAUGAUGAAAUUAAAGAGUAUUAUGGUUGUAGGUAUAUAUCAGCUUGUGAAGCCUCUUGGAGGAUUUUUUCGAAUGAAGUUAAUUAUAGGAGUCCUUUUGUUAUGACGUUGCCUUUCCAUUUUCCUGGACAACAAACCGUUUAUUUCGGUCCUGAUGAAGAUAUUAAUCAUGUCCUAAACAAGCCAUCUGUGAACUCAUCAAUGUUUUUAUCUUGGAUGCAACGUAAUCAAGAUCCUAACGACAUCGUUGCACGUACACUAACAUACGUACAGUUUCCACGUUUUUAUGUGUGGAAGCUUGACCAGCGUAUAUGGGUUCCAAGAAUAAAAGGAAAAACAAUUGGCAGAAUUCAUUCUGUUUCUCCGUAUACCGGUGAAGCGUACUAUUUAAGAAUUCUUCUUUUCAAAGUUAAAGGACCAACAUCGUUUGAUGAUAUUAAAACAGUUAAUGGUCGAGUGUACGAUACUUUUAGAGAUGCUUGCUAUGCGCUUGGUUGGUUGGAUGACGACUCGGAGUACAUUGAGGCCUACAUGGUUUCGAGUUGA